Molecule: messenger RNA, 25081 nt
Organism: Coregonus sp. 'balchen'
Lineage: Eukaryota; Metazoa; Chordata; Actinopteri; Salmoniformes; Salmonidae
Source: the annotation of a GenBank genome assembly
AUGGAGGCGUUGGGAAUGCAAGCGGUUUACAACAAAAACUAUUCCCGCUUGAUCUUUGGGAAGUUCAUCCAAUCACUUCUCCCAGAGGUGGGAACAUCAAGGGGGAUGGCAUCCGACUGUCUCCUUUUCAUUUACCACAUAACGUAAUGAGGACCUAUUAAGACUACCUUACGUUUUGCUUUACAGUAAACAUACUGAGGCCUUGGACUCAAAUGUACACUAAUGGACCUAAUGGAGGACAAGACUGUGCAUGAAUGUACUGAGCCUGGACCUUACUGUGAUGUCUUGGUUGGCUUAGAGAUGUAUUUAUCUGUCUUUGUUUCACUUGAACUUUAACCUUAGAUUACUUAAAAGAACCGUUUUGGUGAGGCAGAACCCUGGUGGACCUGGAGAGAGGAACUUCAUAUCUUCUAUGCUCGCUGGCCGGGGCAGACAAGACCAAGAGGUACGUUCAUUCAUACAGAGACUCCUUGACUGGAGUCGAAGUAGAGUUAUUGGCCAAAAACAUUGUAUGGAAUUUCAUUGGAGGCUGGUGAAGGGGGACGGAUCAUAGUAAUGGCUGGAAUGGAAUUCAAUGGGAACGGUAUCAAACACAUGGAAAACCAUUGUUUCUGAGUGACACCAGCCCACUGUACAGAAUCAACUAAAGUGCCUCACUUGCUCAUGAAGCGGUACAGACAUUCAAAGCGGUACCAGACAUUCAAAGCGGGGGGUACCGAUCACAAGUCUGGAACCAACAGGAUCCUGAACAGGCUUCUACCCCAAGCCAUAAGACUGAUAAAUAGCUAGUGAAUUAGAACCAAUUAGCUACCAGGAUUAUCUGCACUGACCCUUUCGAACAAACUCUGUGCCCACACCCUGGACUCUACCACACACUGGACUCUACCCACAAACUGGACUCUACCCACACACGGGACUCUACCACACUGGAUCUACCCACCACGGACUCUACCCAACACACUGGACUCUACCCACCACUGAAUCUACCCACACACUGGACUAUACCACACGGAUCUACCACACACUGGACCUACCCACCAACUGGGACUCUACCCACACAUGGACUCUACCCACACACUGACUCUACCCACAACACUGACUCUACCACCACUGGACUCUACCCAAACAAAUGGGACUCUACCACACACUGGAAUCUACCACACACUGGGGAAAUCUAACCCACACUGGAUCGACCCACAAACUGACUCUACCCACACACGGGACUAUACCCACACACUCACUGGACUAUACCCACACACUGAUCUACCCACACACUGGACUCUACCCACACACUGGAUACCACACACUGGACUCUAACACACAUGGACUCUACCCACAACUGGACUUCUACCACACAAUGGACUCUAACCACACAAAUGGACUCUACCUACACCUGCGACUCUACCACACAAUGGACUCUACCACCACACCUGGACUCUACCCACAACAACGGACUCUACCCACACACUGGACCUACCCAACACUGGACUCUACCCAUACACUGGACUAUACCCACACACGGACUUACCACACACUGGACUCUACCCACACACUGGACUCUACACACACUGGGACUUACCCACACACUGGACUCUACCCACACACGGACUCUCCCACCACACUGGACCUACCCACACACUGGGCUCUACCCACACACGGACUUACCCACACACUGGACUCUACCCACAACUGGACUCUACCCCCACACACUGGACUCUACCCACACACUGGACUCUACCCACACAUGGACUAUACCCACACCACUGGACUCUACCCACACACUCACACACACGGACUCUACCAAACAACUGACUCUACCCACACACUGGACUCUACCCACACACUGGACUCUAACCCACACAUGACUCUACCCACACACUGACCUCUACCACACACUGGACUCUACCACACACUGAUAUUACCCACACACGUACUUACCCACACACUGGACUCACCCACAUGACUCUUACCCACACACUGGACUCUACACACACUGGACUCUACCCCACACUACAACAUACUACAUUGACAUCCCCCCACACACACAAUACAUACGCCACAACACACACACACAUGCAUACUGACACCACACACACAACACACACACACACUCUCACAACACACACACACACACACACACACAACUUUUCACAUCACCACACUGCACUAUUAUCUAUCCUGUUGUCUAGUCCUUACCCAUACCUUAAGUAUACUGGCUGAUACUGUCAUUAUCAUCCUGUUGUCUCUAGGCCUUUACCCCUAACCUCAGUAUACUGCUGUGCUACUGUCUAUUAUCUUAUCCUGUUGCCUAGUCCCUUGUACCCCUACCACAGUAUACUGCUGCUACUGUCUAUUAUCUAUCUGUUGCUAGUCCCUUUACCCCGACCUACAGGUAUACUGCUGCUACUGUAUAUUAUCUAUCCUGUUGUCUAGUCCCUUUACCCUCCCUACAGAUACUGUGCUACUGUCUAUUAUGAUCCUGUUGUCUAGUUCACUUUACCCCUAACCUACAGUACUGAUGCUUACUGUCUAUUAUCUAUCCUGUUGCCUAGUCAAUUUUACCCUACCGACAGUAUACUGCUGCUACUGUCGAUUAUCUAUCCUGUUGUCUAGUCCCUUUACCCAUACCUACAGUUAUACUGCUGCUACGGUCUAUUUAUCUAUCUGGUGCCUAGUCACUUUACCCCCUACCUACAGUAUACGCUUGCUACGGUCUAUUAAUUCUAUCCUGUGUCAGUCACUUUACCCAUACCUACGUAUACUGCUGCUACUGUUCUAUUAUUAUCCUGUUGUUAGUCCCUUUACCCCUACCUACAUUAUACUGUGCUACUGUCUAUUAUCUAUCCGGUUGUGCCUAGUCCUUUACCCCUACUACGUAUACUGCCUGCUACUGUCUAUUAUCUAUUCCGUUGUCUAGUCAUUUACCCCAUACUACAGUAUACUGCUUUGCGCUACGUCUAUCGAUCCUAUCGUUAGUCACUUUACCCCUAACCUACAGUAUACUGCUGCUACUGUCUUUAUCUAUCCUGUUGUCUAGUCCCUUUACCCUACCUACAGUAUAUGCUGCGAUGUCUAUUUCUAUCUAUUGCCUAGUCACUUUACCCCUACCUACAGUUACUGAUGCUACGUCUUAUUAUCUAUCUGUUGCCUAGUCACUUACCCCUGACCUACAGUAUACUGCUGCUACGUCUAUUAUCUAUCCUGUUGUCUAGUCACUUUACCCCUACCUAACAGUAUACUGCUGCUACUGUUCUAUUAUCUAUCUGUUUGUUCUAGUCACUUACCCCUACCUACGUAUAACUGCUGCUACUGUCUAUUAUCACCGGUGUCUAGUCACUUUACCUACCUACAGUAUACUGCUUGCUAAUGUCAUUAUCGAUCCUGUUGACUAGUCGAUUUACCCAUACCUAAAGUAUACUGCUUGAGAGUUGUAUAUUAUCUAUACUGUUGCUAGUUCCCGUUACCCCUACCACAGUAUACUGCUGUACUGUCUAGAUCAUCCGGUUGGCCUAGCACUUUACCCCUACCUACAGUAUUACUGCGGAUACUGUCAUUAAUCUAUCCUGUUGUCUAGUCACUUUACCCCUACCUACAGUAUACGCUGAUUACUGUCUAUAUCUAUCCUGUUGUCUAGUCACUUACCCUACACAGAUAUACUGCUGCUACUGCUAUUAUAUAUCCUGUUGUCUAGUCACUUACCCCUACCUACAGUAUACUUGCCUUGUACUGGCUAUUUCUAGCCUGUUGUCUAGUCCUUACCCUCCUACAGUAUACUGCUGCUACUGUUAUGAUUAUCAUGUUGUCUAUGUCACUUACCCCUUACCAAGAAUAUGACUGCUAAUGUCUAUCUAUUAUCUAUCCUGUUGACUAGUCACUUUACCCCCUACCUACAGUAUACUGCUGCUAGUGUCUAUUAUAUAUCCUGUUGUCUCGUCCCUUUAUCCCUACUACAGUAUACUGCUGCUACUGUCAUUAGAUAUCCUGUUGUCUAGUCCUUAAGGGGUAAACUUCCUGUAUAUAGCCAGUUAUUCCUACUUCCUUGUAUAUAGCCAUUGUUUAUUUUUUACUUCCUGUAUAUAGCCAUUUAUUUUCUACUCCUGUAUAGCCAUGUUAUUUUCUACUUCCUGUUAUCGCCAUGUUAUUUUUCUACUUCCUGAUAUGCCAGGUUAUUUCUACUUCCUUUAUAUAGCCUGUUACUGCAUACUUCCUUGUAAUAUAGCACAGUUACUUUCUACUAAGGUAGAUAUAGCCAUGUUAUUUCCUAAUUCCUGUAUAUAGCCAUGUACUUCCUAUUUCCUGUAUAUAAGCCAUGUUAUUUUUCUGACUUCCUUGAUAUAGCCAUGUUAAUUUAUACUUCCGGUAUAUAGCCAUGGUAUUUUAUAUUAAUGUAUAUAGCAUGUUAUUUUCUACUUCCUGUUGUAUAUAGCCAUGUUUUCUUUUAUUUCCUGUAUAUAGCCAUGUUAUUUUACUUCCUGUAUAUAGCCAGUUAUUUAUGACUCCUGUAUAUAGCCAUGUUAAUUCUACUCCUGUGAUAUAGCCAGUUAUUUCUUUAAUUCCUGUAUAUAGCCAUGUACUCUACUUCUGUAUAUAGGCCAUGGAUUUCUACUUCAGUAUAUAGCCAUGGUUAUUUUCUACUUCCGGGAUAUAGCCAUGAUUUUCUACUUCCUGUAUAAGCAUGUUUAUUUAUGACUUUCUGUUGUAUAUAGCCAUGUUAAUUAUACUCCCAUGUUAUUUUAAUCGUUAUUAGUUGUAUUUAUUCCAUGUCACAAUUAAUUAUUAUCAAAUAUAUAUAUUUUCAUUAUCUUGAACUCUGCAUUGAUAAGUAAGGUUUCCACGUUAGUUUACACCGUUACGAAGCAUUGUGAACAAAUACCUGUGUAUCCCAGUGGGUAGAGCAUGGCGCUUUGCAACGCCAGGUUGUGGGUUCGUUCCCAGGGGGACCAGUAUGAAAAAAAUGUAUGCAAUCACUAACUGUAGUCGCCUAUGGAUUAAGAGGUCUGCUAAAUGACUCCUCUAAAAUGGCCCCCCCCCCCCCCACAAAUGUAAAAUACAGUGGGACUUUGUGUUAUCUCUAGAAAAGGUAAUUUCAUGGAGAAAAUGUGACCGCUUGCUUCAACUGCUUAAAGUUAUUUUCGGUCUGUGUUCAGAGCUGACUUCUGUCUGAGGGCCCGGAGUAGUACCUCUACAUGAGUCAGUCUGGCUGUCUGUUGAAAGGACAGGAGCCUAGACGACCUGCAGCUCUACGACAGUUAUGGUGGGCUGUCUGUACUUCACAAGCUGCCACCAGAAGGGCGCAAUAAACCCAGCGCCGGUAUUCAACACACGUCUCAGAUUAGGAGUGCCAAUUUAAGAUCAGGUCCUCUCUGUCCUGUCAUUUAUUCUAUGAUCUUAUUGGAAAGCUGAUACUAGACACUCAUACUCGGGAUACUUUGGAACAUGGGGGGCCCUGCAGAUGUAUUAAUCCAGUUGGGUCAUAGAAGGAAAAUAUAAUCUCUCUGUCUCUGGCUGCCACCAGGAGGCUUUAAAGGUGAUGGAGGUCAGUGCGGAGGAGAUACGUGCGUCUUCUCAAGCUGAUGUCUGCUGGUCUCCUGAUAGGGAAAAUAGAAUUCAUGACCGCCGAGAGGCAGCACAAAUAUCACAUCCAAAGGAGGUGAGAGGAGGAGGAAGGAGGGAGGGAGGGGGAGAUGGGAGGAGGGAGGUGGAGGGAGUGAGAGAGAGAGGAGAGGGGAGGGAGGGAGAGGAGGGGGAGCGGGAGUUAAAGAGAGGAGAGGAGGGAGGAGGGAGAGAGGAGGGGAGGAAGGGUUAAAGGAGAGGAGGGGGGAGAACCGAGAGGAGGGAGGGAGGGAGGUUAAAGGGGAGGAGAGAGUUGGGAGAGGGGAGGGAGGCGAAGGGAGGUGGGAGGAGAGGGGCCGGGAGGGAGGUGAAAGGAGAGGAGGGAGGGAGGGAGAGGGGGAGGGGAAGGGAGGGAGGUUAAAUGAGAGGGAGGAGAGGGGAGGAGAGGGAGGGAGGCGGAAGGGAAGGAAGGAAAGAGAGAGAGGGAGGAGGUUUUAAAUGGGAGGAGGGAGAGAGAGAGAGAGGGAGGGAGGGAGGGAGGGAUGAGAGAGAGAAGAAGGAAGGGAGGGAGGUGAGAGGAGAGGGGAGGAGAGAGAGGGAGGGAGGGAAGGAAGGACAGAGAGAGGGAGGGAGGUUAAAGGAGAGGAGAGGGGAGGAGAGAGAGAGAGGGAGGGAGGGAGAGAAGGAAGGUUAAAGGAGAGGGGAGGAGAGAGAGGGAGGGAGGGAGGGAGGGAGGGAGGUUAAAGGAGAGGAGGUUAUUCUAAUGCAUGAUAGUGAAGAAGCUGAGGUAACAUUUCAGUUAAAGACAAAGCCUGCUGAGAAAAACUAUAUACAGUGCCUUCAGAAAGGAUUCAGACCCCUUAACCUUUUAAUGUUUUAAUUAAGUUGCCUCUCAAUCUACACACAAUACCCCAUAAUGACAAAGCGAAAACAGGAAAUAUCUUAUUUCCAAAGUAUUCAGAACCUUUGUUAUGAGACUCGAAAUUGAUCAUCCUUGAGAUGUUUCUACAACUUGAUUGGAGUCCACCUGUGGUAAAUUCUAUUGAUUGGACAUGAUUUGGAAAGGCACACACCUUUCUAUAUAAGGUCCCACAGUUGACAGUGCAUGUUAGAGCAAAAACCAAGCCAUGAGGUCGAAGGAAUUGUCCGUAGAGCUCCGAGACAGGAUUGUGUUGAGGCACAGAUCUGGGGAAAGGUACCAAAAAAUGUCUGCAGCAAUUGAAGGUCCCCAAGACACAGGGCCUCCACCAUUCUUAAAUGGAAGAAGUUUGGAACCACCAAAGACUCUUCCUAGAGCUGGCCGCCCGGGCCAAUGAGCAAUCGUGGGAGAAGGGCCUGGUCAGGGAGGUGACAAGAACCCGGUGGUCACUCUGACAGAGGUCCAGAGUUUACUCAGUGGAGAUGGGAGAAACCUUCCAGAAGGACAACCAUCUCUGCCAGCACUCACAACAAUUCAGGCCUGUAUCUAGAGUGGCCAGACGGCUCUCUGGUCUGAUUGAACCAGAUUGAUGAUUUGUCUGAUGCCAAGCGUCAGUCUUUCUUUGAGGGGGAACCUGGCACCAUCCUACGUGAAGCAUGGUGGGGUGCAGCAUAUGCUGUGGGGAUGUUUUCAGCGGCAGGGACUGGAGACUAGUCAGAAGUGAGGGAAAGAUUAAUGGAGAAAGUACAUAGAGAUCCGUGAUGUGAAAAUGCUCCAGAGCGCCAGGGACCUAAGACUGGCGAAGUUUCACCUUCCAACAGGACAAAAACCCCUAAGCAACACAGUCAAGACAACGCAAGGAGUGGCUUCAGGACAAGUCUCUGAAUGUCCUUGAGGGCCCAGCCAGAGCCCGGAACUUGACCGAUCGAACAUCUAUGGAGGAGACCAGAAAAUAGAUUUGCAGCAACGCUCCCCACAACCUGACAGAGCUUGAGAGGAUCUGAGAGAAGAAUGGGAGAAAACUCCCAAAUACGGUGUGCCAAAGCGUGUAGCGUCAUACAAGAAGACUCAAGGCUGUAAUCGCUGCCAAGGUGUGUGUGCUGUCAACAAGUACUGAGUAAAGGGUCUGACUAACUUAUGUAAAUGUCAUAUUUCAGUCUUUUGUCUUUUAACAUUUACAAAAAAUAUCUAAAAAACUGUUUUUGCUUUGUCAUUAGGGUAUUGUGUGUAGACUGAUGAGGGGAAAAAAAUUAUUUAAUGUAAUGCACUGUAUAAUAAAACGAUAUUAUAAAACAUAUAUAUAUAUUAUGUAAAUCAAACUAUAUAAAACGAUAUAUAUAAACUAUAUUACAUUUACAUUUCAGUCAUUUAGCAGACGCUCUUAUCCAGAGCGACUUACAGUUAGUGAGUGCAUACAUUUUUUCAUACUGGCCCCCCGUGGGAAAUGAACCCACAACCCUGGCGUUGCAAGCGCCAUGCUCUACCAACUGAGCUACAGGGGACUUAUAUAUUAAACUAUAUAUAUACAACUAUAUAGCAAACUAAUAUAUAUAUAAAACUAUAUAUAUAAAAAAAUAUAUAAACCUAUAUAUAUAUGUAUAUAUAUAUAUAUAUAUAUAAAAAAAUAUAUAAAACUAUAUAUAUAUAAUUAUGUAUAUAAAACUAUAUAAAAUCAUAUAUAUAAACUAUAUAUACAACUAUAUAUUAAACUAUAUAUAUAAAACUAUAUAUAAAACGAUAUAUAUAUAUAUAUAUAUAACUAUAUACAGUGGGGGAGAACAAGUAUUUGAUACACUGCCGAUUUUGCAGGUUUUCCCUACUUACAAAGCAUGUAGAGGUCUGUAAUUUUUAUCAUAGUGUAACUUCAACUGUGAGAGACGGAAUCUAAAACAAAAAUCCAGAGAAAAUCACAUUGUAUGAUUUUUAAGUAAUUAAUUUGCAUUUUAUGCAUGACAUAAGUUUUUUAUACAUCAAGAAAGCAGAACUUAAUAUUUGGUACAGAAACCUUUGGUUUGCAAUUACAGAGAUCAUACGUUUCCUGUAGGUCUUGACCAGGUUUGCACACAUUGUAGCAGGGAUUUUGGCCCACUCCUCCAUACAGACCUUCUCCAAAUCCUUCAGGUUUCGGGGCUGUCGCUGGGGCAAUACGGACUUUCAGCUCCCUCCAAAGAUUUUUCUAUUGGGUUUCAGGUCUGGAGACUGGCUAGCCACUCCAGGACCUUGAGAUGCUUCUUACAGAGCCACUCCUUAGUUGCCAAGGCGGUGUUGUUUCGGGUCGUUGUCAUGCUGGAAGACCCAGUCACGACCCAUCUUCAAUGCUCUUACUGAGGGAAGGAGGUUGUUGGCCAAGAUCUCGCGAUACAUGGCCCCAUCAAUCCCUCCCCUCAAUACGGUGCAGUCUUCCUGUCCCCUUUGCCAGAAAAGCAUCCCCCAAAGAAUGAUUUUUCCACCUCCAUGCUUCACGGUUUGGGAUGGUGGUUCUGGGGUUGUAACUCAUCCUUCUUCGUCCUCCAAACACGGCGAGUUGGGAGUUUAGACCAAAAGCCUCUAUUUUUGUCUCCUCAGACCACAUGACCCUUCUCCCCAUUCCUCCUCUGGAUCAUCCAGCUGGUCAUUGGCAAACUUUCAGACGGGCCUGGACAUGCGCUGGCUUGAGCAGGGGGGACCGUUGCGUGCGCUGCAGGAUUUUAAUCCAUGACGGCGUAGUGUGUUACUAAUGGUUUUCUUUGAGACGGUGGUCCCAGCUCUCUUCAGGUCAUUGACCAGGUCCUGCCGUUGUAGUUCUGGGCUGAUCCCUCACUUUCCUCAUGAUUAUUGAUGCCCCACGAGGUGAGAUCUUGCAUGGAGCCCCAGACCGAGGGGUGAUUGACCGUCAUCUUGAACUUCUUCCAUUUUCUAAUAAUUGCGCCAACAGUUGUUGCCUCUCACCAAGCUCGCAUUGCCUAUUGUCCUGUAGCAUCCCAGCCUUGUGCAGGUCUACAAUUUUAACCUGUGAUGUCCUUAAACAGGCUCUGGUCUUGGCCAUUGGGAGAGGUGGAGUCUGUUUGAUUGCGUGUGUGACAGGUGUCUUUUAUACAGGUAACGAGUCAAAACAGGUGCAGUUAAUACACGGUAAUGAGUGGAGAACAGGAGGGACUCUUAAAGAAAAAAGAACAGGUCUGGGAGAGCCGGAAUUUCUUAUGGUUGGUUAGUGAUCAAAGACUUAUGGUCAUGCAAUAAAAAAUGCAAAUGAAUUACUUAAAAAUCAUUUAACAAGUGCUUUUCUGGAUUUGUUUUCGAUUCUGUCUCUCACAGUGAAGUUGUACCCCUGAUAAAAACUUACAGACUCUACAUGCUUUGUAAGUAGGAAAACCUGCAAAUUCGGCAGUGUAUCAAAUACUUGUUCUCCCCACUGUAUAUAAAACUAUAUAAACUACCAGUCAAAAGUUUUAGAACACCUACUCAUUCAAGGGUUUUUCUUUAUUUUUUACUAUUUUCUAAUAAUAGUGAAGACAUCAAAUCUAUGAAAUAACACAUAUGGAUAUGUAGUAACCAAAAAGUGUUUGAACAAAUCAAAAUAUUAUUUAUAUUUGAGAUCUUCAAAUAGCCACCCUUUGCCUUGAUGACAGCUUUGCGCACACUUUGCAUUCUCUCAACCAGCUUCUCUCAAUGAUACUGGACUAUCUCUCUCCAGUGGUCAGUAACAUAUCUGUCUGUCUCUCUCUCCAGUGGUCAGUAACAUAUCUGUCUGUCUCUCUCUCCAGUGGUCAGUAACAUAUCUGUCUGUCUCUCUCUCCAGUGGUCAGUAACAUAUCUGUCUGUCUCUCUCUCAAGUGGUCAGUAACAUAUCUGUCUGUCUCUCUCUCAAGUGGUCAGUAACAUAUCUGUCUGUCUCUCUCUCCAGUGGUCAGUAACAUAUCUGUCUGUCUCUCCUCGCAGUGGUCCAAGUAAACAUGUCUGUCUCUCUCUCCAGUGGUCAGUAACCAAUCUUGGCUCGUCUCUAUAUCCAGUGGUCAGUAACAUAUGUCUGUCUCUCUCUACAGUGGUCAGUAAACAUAUCGUCUGUCUAUCUCCUCCAGUGCGUCAGUAACAGAUAUGUCGGUCUCUCUCUCCAGUGGUCAUUACAUAUAUGUUCUGUCUCUCUCUCCAGUGGUCAGUAACAUAUCUGUCUGUCUCUCUCUCCAGUGGUCAGUAACAUAUCUGUCUGUCUCUCUCUCCAGUGGUCAGUAACAUAUCUGUCUGUCUCUCUCUCCAGUGGUCAGUAACAUAUCUGUCUGUCUCUCUCUCAAGUGGUCAGUAAACAUAUGUCUGUUCUCUCUCAAGUGUCAGUUAAUCAUAUCUGUCUGUCUCUCUCUCAAGUGGUCAGUAACAUAUCUGUCUGUCUCUCUCUCCAGUGGUCAGUAACAUGUCUGUCUCUCUCUCCAGUGGUCAGUAACAUAUCUGUCUGUCUCUCUCUCCAGUGGUCAGUAACAUAUCUGUCUGUCUCUCUCUCCAGUGGUCAGUAACAUAUCUGUCUGUCUCUCCUCAGUGAGUCAGUAACAUAUUGUCUUGUCCUCUCUCUCCAGUGGUCAGUAUACAUAUCUGUCUGUCUCUCUCUCCAGUGCGUCAGUUAACAAUAUGUUGUCUCUAUCUCCAGUGGUCAGUAACAUAUCGUUGUCUUCUCUCAACGGGGUCAGUAACAGUCUGUCUGGCUCUCUCUCCAGGUGGCAGUAACAUAUCUGUCUGUCUCUCUCGCCAGUGUUAGUAACAUAUCUGUUGUCCUCUCUCUCAGUGGUUAGUAACAUGUCUGUCUCUCUCCAGUGGUUAGUAACAUAUGUCUGUCUCUCUCUCCAGUGGUCAGUAACAUAUCUGUCUGUCUCUCUCUCCAGUGGUUAGUAACAUGUCUGUCUGUCUCUCUCCCAGUGGUCAGAACAUAUCGUUCUGUUCACUCUCUCCAGUUUUGUCAGUAACAUAUCUGUCGUCCUCUCUCAAGUAAGUGAGUCAGUACUAUCUGUCUGUCUCUCUCUCAGUGGUCAGUCAACAUAUCGUCUGUCUUCUCUCCAGGAGUCGGUAACAGUCUGUCUCUCUCUCCAGUGGUAGUAAUAUAUCUGUCUGUCUUCUUCAAGUGGUCAGUAACAUUAUCCUGUCUGUCUCUCUCUCCAGUGGUCAGUACAUAUCUGUAUGUCUCUCUCUCAAAGUGGACAGUAACAUAUCUGUCGGUAUAUCUAUCAAGUGGUCGUAACAUAUCUGUGUCUUUUCUCCAGUGGUCAGUAACAUAUCUGUCUGUCUCUCUCUCCAGUGGUCAGUAACAUAUCUGUCUGUCUCUCUCUCCAGUGGUCAGUAAAACAUCUGCUGUCUCUCUCUCCAGUGGUCAGUAACAUAUCUGUCUGUCUCUCUCUCCAGUGGUCAGUAACAUAUCUGUCUGUCUCUCUCUCCAGUGGUCAGUAACAUAUCUGUCUGUCUCUCUCUCCAGUGGUCAGUAACAUGUCUGUCUCUCUCUCCAGUGGUCAGUGUAAACAUAUCUGUCUGUGCUCUCCUCCAGUGGUCAGUAACAUGUCUGUCUCUCUCUCCAGUGGUCAGUAACAUAUCUGUCUGGCUCUCUCUCCAGUGGUCAGUAAUGUCAGUGAUCUGCUGGGUCUGGACUCGUUCCAGCUGUCUGAGGUUCUGACCCAGAGGUCCAUGAUCCUGAGAGGAGAGGAGAUCUGUUCACCCCUUACUGUUGAACAGGUAAGAGCCCCGCCCCUCUGCCACGCCCUGUCUGGCCUUAACCUGUCCCACCUACUCCUAACAAUGAGAAAGGAAAACAACUGAGCCGGCACAGUACAGUUCGGGGGGAACAAUAGUGUGAAAAGGGUAUAAAAAAAAAACCCCCCAAAAAAAAAACAAAAAAAAAAAAAAUGGGGUAGUAAUUUAUCCCCUGACAUAAUCUCGGUUAACCCAGAACUAAAGUCUUGCAUAAUUGGUCAGAUGCUCGAUUAAAGACAUGCUCCGGAACUUUGGUGACUAGUAAGUAUAUUUUAUUCCACUUGGCGAGGUGUUGAGUGUUAUAAAGGAAUGUUUUACUCCAGUAGCCAGGAAAAUCUCUAGUUUGAAAGCGGAGUUUUCUGGAAGCUGUGCGGCGCCAUUCUACCUACAUUUUCCGCCCACGUGGGCUAGCCCCCUAGCAAUUAGAGUUUCAGCCAAUGAGAUUCAGCCCCUUGCCAUUUGAGUGACAGCAGAGAGAGAGAGAGGGCAAUGACGUGGUACACGUAUGUGACGGUGAGUGCUACUUUCAGAACUACUGGCUAAAAAGUAUAUAAACGAACCGGAGAAUCUCUUUAAGUUCUGGGUCCAUACAUUGGUAGAGAAGCGAUUUUAUUUAAGUCCACCCUCUCUCUCUUUGCCAGUGACGGGCGAUGUCCCCUCCCCUUCCGAAAUUCGAAAGAUGCUAACCACCUGGGAAAUCGUGAUUAAAAACCCAAGUACCAGAACUAAUGUUGCUGAUCUCACUAAUCUAGUUGUAUCAUGACAGAUCUAUGGUACCAGUUCUGUUUAUGUAGUCUGUCCACCAGAAAUUAGUCCUGACAACUGACAUUAGAGAUUAGCCCUGACAACUUGACACCUGUGCUUUUUCUAUCUAUCUCCGCUAUAAGAACAGGCAUCUCUCUCUCUCUAUCCCCCCAUGGACUGUAUCUCUCUCUACUCGAUUACCAUGACCUGUCUCUCUCUCUAUCCCCCAUUGCCUGUCGCUCUCUCUAUCCCCAUGCCUGCUCUCUCUCGUCUAUGAUAUCACCCAGCCUGUCCUCUCUUCUCUAUCCCCCAUGCCUGUCUCUCUCUCCUAUCCCCAUGCCUGUUCUAUCUCUCUCUAUCCCCCAGGCCUGUCUCUCUCUCUCUCUAUCCCCCAUUGCCUCGUCUCUCUAUAAUCCACCCAGCUGUCUCUCUCUCUAUCCCCCAUGCCUCUCUCUGCUAUAUAUAAUCACCCAUGCCUGUCUCUCUCUCUCAUACCCCCAUGCCUGUCUUCUCUCUCUUAGCCCCCAUGCCUGUCUCUCAUCUAUCCCCUGCCCUGUCUCUCUAUCUCUAUCCCUAUGCCUGUCUCUCUCUCUCUCUAUCCACCCAGGCCUGUCUCUCUCUCUCUCCUAUCCCCCAGCCUGUCACUCUUCUCUCUCCCCAUGCCUGUCUCUCUCUCUCACUUAUCCACCAUGCCUGUAUCUCUCUCUCUAUCCCCCAUGCGUCUACUUUAUAUCUAUAUCCCAAUGCCUUCGUUCUCCUCUAUCCCCAUGCCUGUCUUCUCUCUCUCCUCGCUCUCUCUCUCUCUCUCUCUAUGUCCUCUCUCUCUCUCUCUCUAUCGCUAUCCCCCAGGCCUGUCUCGUCUUUCUUCUAUCCCCAUUGCCUGUCUCUCUCUCUCUCUAUCCCCCAUGCCUGUCUCUCUCUCUCUUAUCCCACAUGCCUGUCUCAUCUCUCUCAUCCCAUGCAUGUCUCCUCUUGAUCCCCCAUGCCUUUCCUCUCUCUAUAUCCAAUGCCUUGUCUCUCUCUAUCACCAUGCCUGGCUCUCUCUCCUCUAUCCUAUGCCUGUCUCUAUCUCUCUAUCCAUCAUGCCUGCUCUCUCUCUCCCUCUAUACCCAUGCUGUCUCUCUCUCUCUCUCUCUCUUCUCGAUCCCCAUGCCUGUUCUCUCUCUCUCUCUAUUCCUCAUGCCUGUCUCUCUCUCUCUCUAUCCCCAUGCUGUCUUCUCUCUCUAUCAAUGGCCUCUCUCUCUCUCUCUCCUCUCUCACUCUCUCUAUCCCCCAUGCCGUCUCUUCCUAUCCCCAUGCCUGUCUUCUCGCUCUAUCCACAAUGCCUGUCCUCUCUACCACCUGCUGUCUCUCAUCUAUCCCCAUGCUGUCUCUCUCUCUCUUCUAUCCCCAUGCUGUCUUCUCUAUACCCCAUGCCUUUCUCUCUUCUCUAUCCCCUGCCUGUCUCUCUUAUCUAUCCCCCCAUGCCUGUCUCUCCUCUCUCUAUCCCAUGCCUGUUCUCUCUCUCUCUAUCCCAUAUGCCUGCAUCUUCUCCUACCCCCAUGCCUCGCUCUCUUCUCUCUCUCAUCCCCCAUGCCUCUCUCUCUCUGCUAUCCCAUGGCCUGUCUCUCUCUCUCUUUCCCAUGCCUCUCUCCUCUCUAUCUAUCCCCCUGCCGUCAUCUCUCUCUCAUCCAUCAUGCCGUCUCUCUCUCUCUAUCCCCCAUGCCUGUCGCAUCUCUCUAUCCCCAAAUUGCCUGUCUCUCCCGCUCUAUCCCCAUUGCCUGUCUCUCUCUCUCUAUCCCCAGCCUGUCGCUCUCUCUCUCUACUCUAUCCCCAUGCCUCUCUCCCCUCCGCUCUCUCUCUAUCUCUUCUCUCUCUUCUCUCUCUCUAUCUCUCUCUCUCUCCUCUUCAUCUCUAGAUCUAUCUCUGCUCUCUCUCUAUCUCUCUCGAUUCCACCAUGCAUUGUCUCCUCUCUCGCUCUAUCUCUGCUAUCUCUCUCUCUCUCUCUCUCUCUCUCUCUCUCUCUCUCUCUCUCUCUAUCCUCUACUAUAUCCCCAUAGCCUGUCAUCUCUCUCUCUCUCUCCUCUCUCUAUCCUCUCUCUCCUCUCUCUCUUCUCUAUCCCCCAUCCUGCUCUCUCUCUCCUCUAAUCCCCCAUGCCUGUCUCCUCUCUCUUUCCCUAUGCCUUGUCUCUCUCUCUCUCUCUAUCCCUAUCGCCUUGUAUACUCUCUCUCUCUAUAAUCCCCCAUGCCUGCCUCUCUCCUUCGCUCUAUCCAAUGCCUCUCUUUCUCUCUAUCCCCCAUGCUGUCUCUCUCUCUCUCUAUCCCAAGGCAUGUCUCUCUCUCUAUUAUCCCCAGUGCCUGUCUCUCUCUCUCUCCCCAUGCCUGUCUCUCUCUCUCUAUCCCCCCAUGCCUGUCUCUCUCCCAAUGCCUGUCUCUCUCUCUCCCCCAUGCCUGUCUCUCUCUCUCUAUUUCCCCCAGCCGUCUCUCUCUCUCUAUCCCAGGCCUUGGCUCUCUCUCUUCCCCAUGACUGUCUCUCUUUAUCACAUGCUGCUCUCUAUCCUCUCUCUAUCUAUCUAUCCCCAUGCAUAGUCUCUCUAAUCUCUCCUCUCUCUUAUCCCCAUGACUGUCUCUCUCUCAUUCCCAGCCGUCUCUCUCUCUCUCUCUCUUCCCAUGCCUGUGUUCUAUCUCCUCUCUCACCAUGCCUGUCUCUCUCUCUAUACAACCCAGCCGUAUCUCUCUCUCUCUAUCCCCAGUGCCGUCUCUCUUAUCUUCCCAACCCCCCCCCCCCCCCCCCCCCCCCCCCCCCCCCCCCCCCCCCCCCCCCCCUGCUUGUAUCCUAUCUCUAUCUAUCCCCAUGACCGUCUCUCUCUCUCUCCCAUGCCUUGUCUCUCUCUCGUCCCCCAGGCCUGGUCUACUCUCUCUCUAUCCCCAUGCCUGUCUCUCUCCUCUCUAUCCCCAUGCCGGUAUCUCUCUCUAUCCCCAUGCCUGUAUCUCUCUCUCUACCCAUGCCUGUCUCUCUCUCUCUAUCCAAUCCUGUCUCUAUCUCUCUAUCCCCCAUGACUGUCUCUCUCUCUCUUCCCAUGCCUGUCUCUCUCUCUCUCUCCCCAUGCCUGUCUCUCUCUCUAUCCCCCAUGCCUGUCUCUCUCUCUCUAUCCCCCAUGCUGUCUCUCUCUCUAUCCCCAUGCCUCUCUCUCUCUCUCUUCCACCAUGCCUGGGUCUCUGCUCUCCUCUCUCCCAUGAAAUGUAUAUCUAUCUCUAUCUCCCCAUGCCUGCUUGUUGUCUCUCUCUAUCCACCCAUGCACUGUCUCUAUCUCUCUCUCUAUCCCCUUGCCUGUCUCUCUAUAUCUCACAUGCCGGUCUCUCUCCCAUCCCUGCGUGACUUUGUACCAUUAGCUGUUCUUAGUGUGCCCAAUUCCUUAUACAAUAAAGGCCAGUGAUAAUGAUCAUUACCUGUUCUUAGUGUGCCAGAUUCCUCUGACCUACAGUAACACAACUUCUCCACUAGGGACAGUGUAACACACAACUGGAAACUACAUGGGACAGAAGCAGAAUUAGUCUCAUCUUUGGCUUCAACUGUCCAGACUACUAUCUAAUUUGAAUGAAUAUGUGAGAAAUAUAUUGCUGCAUUUGCUGCAUUUGCUGCAAUAUAUUGCUGCAUUUGCUGCAAUGAAUAUGUGAGAAAUAUAUUGCUGCAUUUGCAGUCUUUUUCACCAUCUUUAGGCCAAUAGAAAUCACCAUCUAUAGGCCAAUAGAAAUCUUUGAGGUUUGAAUUAUGGUAAAGUAUUCUUCGUGGAACUCGAGUCUCCUGCCCACAGAAUGUCAUAAAACGAAUUCAAAAUGCAGACAGCGCCGGGGUAAUUGUGAACUAUUGUGACGACCACAAGAAGAACACAAGAAACCUUUUCAUGAUUAAAACAAAGACCAGACCAGACCAGACCAGACCAGACCAGACCAGGGGCUGGUCUCUAACCCCAUGCCUGUCUCUCUCUCUCUAUCCCCCAUGCCUGUCCUCUCUCUCAUCCACCAUGCAUGUCUAUAUCUAUCUCUAUCCCCUGCUGUUCUCUCGCUCUCUUAUCCCCUGACGUCUUCUCUCUCGAUCCCCAUGCCGUCGCUCUCUCUCUAUCCCCCAUGCAGGUUAUCUCUAUCUCUCUAUACCCAUGCUGUCUCUCUCUCUCUCUAUUCCCCCAUCCUGGUCUCUCUAUCUUCUAUCCCCCAUGCCUGUCUCUCUCUCUCUCUAUCCCCCAUGCCUGUCUCUCUCUCUCUCUAUCCCCCAUGCCUGUAUCAUCUCUCUCUUAUCCCCCAUGCCUGUCUCUCUCCUCCUCUAUCCCCAUGCCUGUCCUCUCUCUAUCCCCCCAUGCCUUGUCUCUCUCUCUCUUAUCCCAGCCUGACUCUCUCUAUCCUAUCCCCCAUGCUGUCUCUCUCUCUCUAUCCCCCAUGCAUGUCUCUCUCUCUCUUCCCCCAGCCUGUCUCUCUCUCUCUAAUCCCCCAUGCCUGUCUCCUCUAUAAUCUAUCCCCAUGCCUGUCUCUCUCUCUUCUAUUCCCACAUGCCUGUCUCUCUCUCUCUCUAUACCCCAGCAUGUCUCUCUCUCUCUCUAUCCCCAAUGCCUGUAUCUCUCUCUCUAUCCCCCAUGCUGUCUUCUCUCACCCAUGGCCUGUCUCUCUCUCGAUCCACCAUGCCUUCUCGCUCUUCUUCCCCCAUGCCUGUCUCUCUCUCUCUAUCCCCCAUGCCUGUCUCUCUCUCUCUCUACCCCCAUGCCUGUCUCUCUUCUCUCUUAAUCCCCAUGAUGUCUAUCUAUCUCUCUAUCCCCAGCCUGUCUCGCUCGACUAUAUCCCCCAUGACGUCUCUCCUAUAUCCCCCAUGCCUGUCUUCUCUCUAUCCCCCAUGCUGUCUCUCUCUCUAUCCCCCAGGCUGUCUCUCUCUCUCUAUCACCCAUGCCUGUCUCUCUCUCUCAUCCCCAUGCCUCUCUCUCUCUCUCUCUCUCUCUCUCUCUAUCUCCUCUCUCUCUCUAUCCCUCUAUCCCCCCACAUGCUGUCUCUCGCUCUCUAUCACACCAUGCCGUCUCUCUUCUCUAUCCCCCAUGCCUGUCUCUCUCUCUACAUCCCCCAUGCAUUGUCUCUCCUCUCUCUAUACCAUGCCGUCUCUAUUCGCUCUCUAUCAAAUGCCUGUACUCUCUCUUAUCCCAUGCCUGUCUCUCUAUCUCUCCUCUCUCUAUCCCCCAGCCUUGUCUAUCUCUCUCUCUCUCUCUCUACCCCCAUGGCCGUCUCUCGCUCUAUCUAUACCCGAAUGCCGUCUCUCUCAAUAUCUCUAUCCCAUGCCUGUCUCUCUCUCUUAUCUAUCCCCCAUGCAUGUCUCUUCUCUCUCUUAUCCCCUAUUGCCUGUCUCUCUAUCUCUCUAUCCCAUAUGCCUGUCUCUCUCUCUCUAUCCCCCAUGCCUCUCUCUCUCUCUCUAUCCCCCAUGCCGGGGUUCUCUCUCUCUCUUCUAUCCCCCUGCCUCUCUCUCUCUCUCUCUCUCUCUCUCUCUCUCCUCUCAUCUCUCUCUCUCCUGUCCUCUUCCUAUCUCUCUUCUUCCUCUCUCUCUCUCUCUCUCUAUCCCCCAUGCCUGUCUCUCUCUCUAUCACCAUGCCGGUCUCUUCUCUCUCUAUCCCAUGUAUGUCUCUCUCUCUCUACCCCCUGCCUGUCUCUCUCUAUCUUAUCCCCAUGCCUGUCUCUCUCUCUCUCUAUCCCCCUGCCUGUCUCUCUCUCUCGCUAUAUCCCCAUGCCUGUCGCUCUCUCUCGCUCUAUCCCCAUGCACUGUCUCUCUCUCUCUAACCCCAUGACGGUCUCUCUCUCUCUAUCCACCAUGCCUCUAUCUCUCUCUAUCCCCCAUGCAUGGUCUAUCUCUCUCUCUUCCCCAUGCCUGUCGCCUCUUAUCUCUAUCCCCCAAUGCCUGUCUCUCUCUCUCUCUAUCCCCGCAUGUUUAUCAUAUAUCUAUACCCCAUGCAUCUCUCUCUAUCUAUAUCCCCCAUGCCUGUCUCUCUCUCUCUCCCCAUGCCUGUCCCUCUCUCUCUAUCCCCCAUGCCUGCCUUUAGCAUUUUUACAUCACCCAUUGAAAAGGUGUCUUCUACCAGUACCUUGGUAUGUGGUUGGAUGAUAAAGCUGUCCUACAAAGUUCAUGUAGAUAAUCUUGUGAGGAAGCUUAAACAGCAAUUUGGUUUUUCUUUUCGUAACAAGGCUUGCUUCCCCUUUGAGGCUAGAAAUAAGCUUUUUCAAGCCACUUUUCUCUCUGUAAUCGAUUAUUGUGAACUUGCUGUUAGGCAUGCAGCCUCCUCUGUCGUACCUAGACUGGACUCUGUUCAUCAUGCAUCCUUGCGCUUUAUUUCAAAUGCUAAGUCACUCACCCACCAAUGCACCUUGUAUCAAAUUGUGGUCUGGACCUCACUUUAUAUGACAGCUACAUUGGUAUGUGUUCAUCUACAAAGCCCUCUCUCUAUCCCCUAUGCCUGUCUCUCUCUCUAUCCCCUAUGCCUGUCUCUCUCUCUAUCCCCUAUGCCUCUCUCUCUAUCCCCCUAUGACUGCUACUCUCUAUCCCCAUUGCUGUCUCUCUCUCUCUCUCUCUAUCCCCUAUGCCUGUCUCUCUCUCUCCCCCAUGCAAUGUCUCUCUCUCUCUUCACCCAUUGCCUGUCUCUCUCUCUUACCCAUGCCUGUCUCUAUCUAUCCCACUAUCGCAUGUCUCUCUCUCUCUCUAUCCCCUCCCACCUUUUUUUUUUAUUGGCCUGUCUCUCUCUCUCUCUCUCCCCCAUGCCUGUCUCUCUCUCUCUCCCCCAUGCCUGUCUCUCUCUCUCCACACUGCCUGGUAUCUCUCUAUCCCAUAUGCCUGUCUCUCUCGCUCUGAUCUCCCCACCAGCUGUCUCUAUCUCUUAUUUUAUUACCCAAUGCCUUGUCGACCGUUCCUUCUAUUCUCCCAUGAACUUGUUUUUUUUUUUCUUGGUCUUUUCCCCGUUUUGUUCUUUUUUUUUGUCUUCUCUCUAUCCCUAUGCCCUAUCUCUCUCUCGAUUACCCAUGACCUCUCUCUCUCUCUCGCUCCCCAUGUGCCUCUCUCUCUCUUCUCUCCCCCAUUGAUUCUGUAUAUCUCUCUAUCUCUUUAUUCACUUACCCAUGCCUGCCUCUCUCUCCCUUCUCUACAAAGAACUUUCGGGAAAAUUUCCCUCUGGAGCCUGCUCAGCUCUACUACCUAGCAGUACCAGAAAGUUGGAGCCGGGUGAGAUCCGCUUCCGGUUUGGAGCCUUCUUUGCCUGUUUUAACUCUGUUCUAUUUGGUUAGGGCCUGUCGAUCCUCCUGGAUAUUCUGUUCCUGUUGGAGCCUGUGAUAUAGGUUCUGGAUUGGCUAGACUGUGGAUAUUCUGCGGCCUAUUGGUAGCCGGGUUAUCUGGGAAACUUGGAGCCUGUGAUACUGUUCACUUGGAGACAGAGUGAUUCUGUUUCCUAUUGGAUGCGGUGAGAUCUGUUCCCUGUUGGAAGCCUGUGAAUCGUUUCCUUUUUGUGAGCCUGUGAUAUCUGUUCUAGUGGAGCUCUCUUUGGUGUGUUAUUGUUCCUGUUGGAGCCUUUGUGCUGAGAUCGUUCCUCCCUGGAGCCGGGUUGAUAUCUGUUCCUGGUUGGAGCCAUGUUGAUAUUCCGUUCCGAUUGGCAGCCUGUGAUAUCUGUUUUCCUAUUGGAGCCUUGAGAUCGGAUCCUGUGGAGCACGUGCAUUAUUGUUCUUUGGAGCCGGUGAUAUCUGGUCCUAGUGGAUGCACGGUCUGAUAUUUCUGUUUUCCUAUUGCGAGCCCGUGAUAUCUGUUUUGUUGGAGCCUGUGAUAUCUGUUCCUAUUGGAGCCUGUGAUAUCUGUUUCCCGUUGGAGCCUUUUGAUAUCUGUUUCCGUUGGGGCCUGUGAUAUCUGUUCCUGUUGGAGCCGGGGAUAUCUGUCCUAGGAGCUGUGAUAUCUGUUCCUAUUGGAAGCCGGUGAUAUCUGUUCCUGUUGGAGCCUGUGAUAUCUGUUCCUAUUGGAGCCGGUGAUAUCUGUUCCUGUUGGAGCCUGUGAUAUCUGUUCCUAUUGGAGCCUGUGGUAUCUGUUCCUGUUGGAGCCGGUGAUAUCUGUUCCUGUUGGAGCCUGUGAUAUCUGUUCAUGUUGGCUGAAAGAGGAAACUUUCUAAACAAGUGAAAAGGAGAGAGCCAAGAUCCAGCGACGGAAAACAAUAAAAGGCUACUGUCUGGAAACAGCGGGAUGAUUAUUCCUUAACUCCUCCCCUAAAGUCUAUAUAAUCAAACUCAAAGCUGCCCUUGAUUUAUCCUAAUGAAAACACCUGGGAAACACCUGUAAAACCCACAUACAAUUGUUCCAAAUGUUGCUUAAAUACCCAAAAUGAAAACACACAUUGAAUACACUGUUCACCCUUUGGAUACAAUAAAUCGCUAGAAUCGGGAGGGGUGCUAGCGAGCCGGAACCUAAACUCCAACUCUAGAGACACCCAGGCUUUUCUCCCCGUCAGGGUUCAUUCAGUGGGCCCGCGCUGCGCGUCGGGUGCAUGCACUGGUGGAUUCUGGGGCCGCGGGAAACCUGAUGGACGCGGGGCUGGUCCAAGAGUGGAGUGUUCCGUUACCCUCUCCGAGCUGGUUCCGGUCAUGGGCCUGGACGGCCGGCCAUUGGGGUCAGGCUUCAUCACCCGGCGCACUGACCCUGUGCGUGUCCGGGUGGCAGGGGGGCAAUGGGAGGAUAUCCCCUCAUCUUCGGGCACCCCUGGCUGGUCGCCCACAAACCCAGGAUAGACUGGUCCACGGGGCGGCUCGCAAAUUUAGCUCCCUAGCCGCUCCCCUGACAGCCGGGUCCCUCACCCAGACAAGCGUACGCUCCUUCGCCUGGACCCCCGGAAGCGGGGAACGCAUUUGAUGAGCUGAAGCGGCGCUUUACAUCGCCCCCGGUCCUCAGGCAUCCUGAUCCGUCCCUGCCGUUCAUUGUGGAGGUGGAUGUUUCAGACGUUGCAGUGGGAGAAAUCCUGUCCCAGCGGUUCCUCACGGAUGGUAAGACUCAUCCCUGCGCGUUUUUCUCCCGUCGGCUGUCCCCGGUGGAGCGGAAUUACCAUGUGGGGAACCGUGAGCUGCUUGCGGUCAAGCUCGCCCUGGGGGAGUGGAGGCAUUGGCUAGAGGGGGCCGCUCAUCCAUUCAUCGAAUGGACUGACCACAAGAACUUAUCCUACAUUCAGGGGGCCAAGAGGCUCAACUCGCGCCAGACCAGGUGGGUGUUGUUCUUCACCAGGUUCCGGUUCACCAUCUCAUACCGUCCGGGGUCGAAGAACACCAAGCCUGACGCACUCUCCCGGCAGUUCAGUGGUCGCAUGCGUCCAACCUCACCAGCCAUCCGAAUGAGGUGCCAGGACAUUCCUGCGUAGGAGGUUAAGGUGGCCAUCUGCUGAGGGGGAUACGCGCGCCUUCGUGGCUGCUUGCCCGGUGUGCGCGUGCAUGAAGAGCUCACGUCAGCCCGCGGCAGGGCUGCUCUGACCCCUGCCUAUCCCCAAGCGUCCGUGGUCCCACAUCUCACUGGAUUUCAUUUCCGCCCUACCCCCGUCUGAUGGAUACAAAGUCAUCCUGGUCGUUGUGGACCGGUUCUCGAAGGCUGCCCACUUCAUUCCCCUUCCCAAACUUCCGCCGGGUGGCGGCUAAAUUGGUGGUGCAGCAUGUUUUCCGGGUCCAUGGCCUUCCCCAAGAUGUGGUGUCGGAUCGGGGCCCUCAGUUUGCCUCCAGGUUCUGGAAGGCAUUUGCCACCUGCCUUGGCGCCCCCGUCAGCUUGUCUUUCGGCUUCCAUCCCCAGACGAACAGGCAGACGGAGCGCAUCAACCAGGAUCUGGAGGGGGUGCUGAGGUGCUACGCCUCCAGCAACCCAGCUACGUGGAGUCAGCGACUUGCGUGGGCGGAGUACGCCCACAACACCCUUCUCUGCUCGUCCACCGGCCUGUUCCCCUUACAGUGCCAAUACGGGUACCAAUCCCCCCUAUUCCCCGAUCAAGUGGAGGAGGCGGCGGUCCCGUCGGUCCAGGCCCACAUUAGUCGCUGUCGACGUACCUGGAGGCAGGUACGGGCGGCGCUUAAGCGGGCCUCGGUCAGGUCUCAACAUCAGGCCAACCGCAGGCAUCGCCCGGCCCCGGUCUUUCUCCUGGGACAGAGGGUGUGGCUCUCCAUGCGGGAUCUUCCCCUCCGCGUGGAGUCCAGGAAGCUGUCGGACCAUUCUGAGUGGUCCGGCGAGUCAACCCAGUGGCCUACCACCUGCAACUUCCCCCCACCAUGCGGGUGCAUCCCACAUUCCAUGUGUCCCUCCUCAAGCCCGUCGCCACCUGCCGGCGGGUGGGGAGGGGUCUCCAAUUUCUGGUGGACUGGGACGGUUAUGGGCCGGAGGAGCGGUCCUGGGUGCCCAGGAAGGACAUUCUGGACCCAGGGCUGAUAACAACAUUCCGUCGCCUCCACUAGGAGGCGCCGAGAUGAACGGCUUGGGGGGGGGGCACUGUUACAGGAGGGGGUCGCAGUUCCGGAGCGACCCACUAGGUGUCAUCCUCCGACAACCUUAGGCACCUCCUCACUCACAGUCUGGACUAAUCAUGAUCCUAUUGGUGUCACCUGUGUCUACCUGUUCACCUGUGUCUACCUGUUCACCUGUGUAUUUAUGCCCUCACUUCCCUGUGUUCCCUUGCUCAGUUCUCUCUGCUAGUUUCACUAUGCCAAGCAGUACUAAUCAGUGUCUGAUCGCGGGAUGAAUGGACAGGUACGUGAGAAGUGUUCUCCCUGUUUAGUUAUUAUUUCAGUCACAGUUAGUAUUUCGUAUCUUGGCUGGCAGUUUUUUGGAGUCUUAUUUGCUCCGCCUUUCUUUUUCGUGUAAAGUCUGUUGUUUUAUAUCCUGGCUUCGGGACCACCAGUAAAGAUCCUUGUUUCACCAUCUCUGCCUACUGCCUACUGUCUAUCCUGCACCGCAUCUGGGUCACACCUACAUUUACAUUUUAGUCAUUUAGCAGACGCUCUUAUCCAGAGCGACUUACAGUUAGUGAGUGCAAUACAUUUUCAUACUGGAAAAUGUUCAUACUCACACCUCACACCAACCCUUACAUAUAUCGCGUUUUGUAAUGAAACUCUUCAAAUGUUUCCUGCAGGCUGGAUCAGCUCUUAAUGUCGUGUUGUAGGGCUGUUUGUAUGUUUAAUGUUGUAAUGUUGUAUUGACUGCUGAUGUUUCCUUGGCCAGGACUCCAUUGCAAAAUAGACCCUGUGUCUCAAUGUUUUUUCCUGGUUAAAUAAAGGUUAAAUAAAUACAAAUUAAGAGGAUUCUGGACUCAACAAACAAUGUAUAACUUAUUAUGUAACUCCUUCUAGAUCAGGAGAUAACGGCACCUUUCUGUUUCCAUAAUAAAUAUAAUUGUCCUUGAUCAGACUUGGCUCAGUCUGGAUUCACUGUUGACAUAGACAGAUUAACUGGGGCCUAGAGAUUUACUGUUGACUGAGGUUAACCGGGGCCUAGAGAUUCACUGUUGACUGAGGUUAACCGGGGCCUAGAGAUUCACUGUUGACAUAUAUUAACCGGGGCCUAGAGAUUCACUGUUGACAUAUAUUAAAUGGGGCCUAGAGAUUCACUGUUGACAGAUUAACUGGGGCCUAGAGAUUCAAUGCGAACAGCUAGCUACAGCAUAUACUUUAUCAGAGCAAUUCACUCAAUAUUCUUGAUACAAGCUGCGUACCAAAUGGCACACUAUCUCCUAUUCAGUGCACUGGUCUAAAGUAGUGCACUAUAAAGGGGAACAGGGUGCUAUUUGGGACACACCCAUACUUCUUCGGUUGUCUGGUUUGGCCUGUAUAUUAAUGAACCCUUUCAUUGUCUGAUCAUUUGAUUGACAGGCGGUGGACUCUCGGGACUCGGUUGCCAUGGCGUUGUACUCCCAGUCUUUCUCCUGGAUCAUCACACGGAUCAACCAGAAGGUCAGAGGGAAGGACAACUUCAAGUCCAUCGGCAUCCUCGACAUUUUCGGCUUCGAGAACUUUGAGGUAGCUUUGUGUUUUUAAAGUAGUAGACCCUGCAGUAUUUGAAGGAAGUUGGCAAGGAUUAGAGCACAAACAGAUCUGGGACCAGGCUAGGAUAGUAUGGUUCUGUUAGUGAUGUUACAGAUCUGGGACCAGGCUAGGAUAGUAUGGUUCUGUUAG